This is a messenger RNA of Penicillium salamii, 1344 nucleotides long. Lineage: Eukaryota; Fungi; Ascomycota; Eurotiomycetes; Eurotiales; Aspergillaceae. The record is from the annotation of a GenBank genome assembly.
AUGGAACAACAGCCAGGGUCAUAUACCAGCAACCGAUCUCGUCGCUCCCACCGCAAAUCUCGCCUAGGAUGUGGUAACUGCAAAGCGCGGCGAGUCAAGUGUGACGAAACCGAGCCUAGUUGCAACAAUUGCCUGCGCCAUUCAAUCAAAUGUGACUUCGGUCAACCAAGAAAGCAUGCCGGCUCUGUUCAGAAAACAAUUCAACCGCCGAAACCUAAGCAAAAGCCAACUGAGUUUUCUUUUAUCUCUUCGUCUCAGUCGGAAUUUAGAGUUCCCAAGCGAACGCGUCGUGAAACUGACAGUGAGAAAACGGUUUCUCUUCCGGACUCUGAGCCAGAGACUGCUGUGGCCCCCAGGCCAUUCCAGUUCACUACUACUGAUAUGGCUCUGUUUCAUCAUUGUUUCUCAGCAGAUGAUUUGAAAGGCCAUAUUCCGGAUGAGCUGGUCCGUCUCGGAUUCUCAGUUCAUUAUGUGCUUCGCUUACUUCUGGCUGUUGCUGGGUUCCAUCUUCAAAGAAAGACUCCCGGAAAUAACAGUCUACACCUGUUUCUGGAACCGAGCGUUGAUUUCGGCGUGGAAGCAGAACGUCACUUGCAAAUUGCAAUUGAAGGCGUUGCAGCUGCAGCCCCACAACUUAACUCUGGGAAUAGUUCAUCAUUAUAUAUUGCCUCGGUAUACAUUUUCAUCUGUUCACUUGCAAGGGGACCUCGGGCAGGGGAGUAUCUAGCUUUCCGGGAUGACGAAGACAUGCCAUCUCUGUGUCUCUUCUUUGGCAUUCGGUCCAUACUCGAGGCGAGUACUAAUAUGGGCGCGGCAACGGAGCUUUUCCAAUUACAUUCCAAACCAAGCCAAGACAACCCAGAAACAGAGCCCGAGGCAGAACCACAUCCCAUCACACAGAUCUUUCCAUACACACUAAACGAUGAAAACACCCACAAUUUCCGCCCAUACUGGAAACCCUUGAACGAUCUCCAGUCACUAAUAUUCGAGAUGUUCAAUCCGACCGACUCUCGCUAUUUCAUAUAUCAAACCACAUUCGAAUCACUUUGCUCAAGUUACGAUGCUAUAUUGGGGACAUCUGUUCCUGUCCCAGGUUUGGAAUUGUGGCCUCGGAUCUUUACAUGGCUUUAUCAGCUACCGGAGAUGAUUUCGCAUGACAUGCAGAAGAAACAUCCGGUUGCUUUGUUGUUAAUGUCCUUCUUUUCUGUUCUGCUGAAUGAGCUCGACUCCGUCUGGUUUAUCACUGGCUGGCCGAGCCAUAUUGUUGGUGGGGUAUCGCGAAGUCUUGAUGAUCGCCAUCGCAUGCUUCUUGAAUGGCCUUUUCAAACGCUUGGGAUGUUUUGA